This is a messenger RNA of Hylaeus volcanicus, 1447 nucleotides long. It is a transcript of the gene kappaB-Ras, whose product is annotated as NF-kappa-B inhibitor-interacting Ras-like protein. Bases 43 to 648 code for a protein of 201 amino acids. Lineage: Eukaryota; Metazoa; Arthropoda; Insecta; Hymenoptera; Colletidae. The record is from RefSeq and is a predicted model, not a curated record. Gene Ontology annotation, biological process: canonical NF-kappaB signal transduction. Gene Ontology annotation, molecular function: GTP binding; GTPase activity. The transcript is spliced from 2 exons.
AGCUAGUGUAAAUAAUACUGUCGUUCGAAUGAAAAGUUAAACAUGGGAAAAACAACGAAAGUCGUUGUUUGUGGAAUGAAAGGCGUAGGAAAAACAGCUUUACUGGAACAGCUUGUAUAUGGAAAUGUCAAUUCUAAGACAGAAAUUCAUCCCACGAUCGAGGAUAUUUACGUCGCGAACAUAGAAACUGAUCGCGGUACCAAGGAAAAAGUGCGAUUUUACGAUACAGCAGGACUGGAAUCGCUUCAAAAUAAUGCAAAUAAUCAGCAACUUCCACGCCAUUACCUUGGUUUUGCUGAUGGCUAUGUUUUGGUGUACGAUACUGCCAAGCCCGAGUCUUUGGAUGUACUUUUUCCACUGAAAAAGGACAUUGACAGAAACAAAGACAAGAAAGAAAUAACUGUAAUCGUUGUUGGGAAUCGAACUAAAGCGGAAGAAGAUUCUCACACUUUGGAGAAUACUGCCAGUAAGGCUACGAACUGGUGUACCAGAGAAAAGCUCAAACAUUACGAAGUAAAUGUCAUGGAAAGGAUUACUUUGUUCGAAGCAUUUGUUCAUCUGUCCUCCAGAUUAAAUCCUCCCACUAAUAAAAGCACUUUCCCACAGCUGAGUAUGGGUAGGAAAAAUGUCAAAGUUGAAGCAACUUAAUUUCAUUUAUGUGAAUUGGGCAAGCUAAUGUCAAUCGUUGCAGUGCUUUUCCUGUAGCCAUUGACACGGUUUGAUCUACUUUGUUCGGUACGCUCAAACCGAAAUUACUUUUGUAAGUAAUUAACGUACAGUGAUAUUGCGACACGUACUUAAAGUAUCAACUCGCUUAAGUGCUUAUAAUUAUGCAUAAUGACACAUGCAACUGUAGAUUGGCACAAAUUGGCAAGUUGUUCGUAGUUUUUUUUUUCACUAUAAUUCCGUCCUUUCGUACCUUAUGCAUUUUGUUCCUUAUGAGUACUUAAACUAUUCUUAACAAAGAGAGAUCGAUCAUCUAUCGCUAUCGAUUUAAUUCAUUUUGAUCGCGUGAUGAUAACAAGAAUUACUAUACAAAGCGUACAAGUAAUUUCACCAUUCUAUCGAUUUGGUUAAUUGGCGUAAAUAAAUAUUCGUUUCGAACGCGUAAUCCCAAAAGUUACUGCUAAUUCCGAAGCCUGAAAUGGUAAAUUUUUAUUCGUCAAAAAUCUGCUUAGGGUUUUGAAACUAUAGAGACUAGUUACCUAGAUCGUGAUGCGAGAAAUGGUGAUAAUUGUGGUUUCUUUUCAUGGUGUAUAAAUAAGUCCCAUCAUUCGGUGAUCCAUGGUGUAAAUAAUAAUGAAUUAAAUCGUAACAGAUGUAGCCUACGAAAUUUUUUUAUAUUCAAUAUAUUUACGUUCGUAGUGAAUAUAUUAGGUAUAAGUACGUCGAUAGUAGUACCUGUUGUAGUACCAGCGGCGAUAAAAUAAAUCGUCUUCUCAGAGAA